UGGUAGGAAGUGUUAGGACCCCGAACGGUCUAAACACCCGAGUAGAUGUGGUACUUACGCCGGCGUCCACUUCUUUGCAGUAAACAAACAUAAAUUUAAAGUAUUCUCUUCUACCUCUUCUCGUCUGCAAUGGCUGGAAACUUUUGGCAAAGUUCUCAUUAUCUGCAGUGGGUGCUGGACAAGCAGGACCUCAUGAAGGAACGACAGAAGGACCUCAAGUUCCUCUCUGAGGAAGAAUACUGGAAGCUGCAGAUCUUCUUUGCCAACGUCAUUCAGGCUUUGGGAGAACACUUGAAACUGAGGCAACAGGUUAUCGCCACUGCUACUGUCUACUUCAAACGUUUCUAUGCAAGAUAUUCCCUAAAAAGUAUCGACCCAGUUCUCAUGGCUCCUACCUGUGUUUUCUUAGCUUCCAAGGUGGAGGAAUUCGGAGUGGUUUCCAACACGAGGCUGAUCUCCGCAGCCACGUCUGUGUUGAAAACAAGAUUCUCCUACGCCUUUCCAAAGGAGUUCCCUUACAGGAUGAAUCAUAUCUUAGAGUGCGAGUUCUACUUGUUGGAGUUGAUGGACUGCUGCCUGAUCGUUUACCACCCAUACAGACCACUUCUGCAGUACGUGCAGGACAUGGGCCAGGAGGACAUGCUGCUGCCACUGGCCUGGCGCAUCGUGAAUGACACCUACAGGACGGACCUGUGUCUGCUUUACCCUCCCUUCAUGAUCGCCCUGGCGUGUCUCCAUGUGGCAUGCGUGGUGCAGCAGAAGGAUGCCAGGCAGUGGUUUGCAGAGCUGUCGGUGGACAUGGACAAGAUUCUCGAGAUCAUCCGUGUCAUCCUCAAACUGUACGACCAGUGGAAGAACUUUGAUGACCGCAAGGAGAUAGCCGCCGUGCUCAAUAAGAUGCCCAAACCCAAACCGCCUCCCAACAGCGAGAACGAUCAGAGCUCCAACGGCAACCAAAGCAACUCGUACAACCAGUCGUAGCGCAAGCACAUCAAAAUGAGUGAAUUUGACCUUGACCCCCUUUUCCCCCUCCUCUGAGCUGCUAUGGCAGUCAAAAGGGAGGAGGGAUGAUGACGAUCAACACCAUCACCAUCCUGAUGUCCUUGAACGUCACACAGGAGGACACAAAACUUGAUCACAACUCUGUGUUGGGAGGGGCCUGUGAGUAACGUGUGCGAGUAACAUGUUUCAUGUGUAGCGUGUGUCUGAGUGUGCGUGUGUAUUGCUCAGGGUGCAGUAGUGAUGUCCACUAGGAAUAAUGUCACUUUGUUUUUUCACAAUACAAUUUACUUUUUAACCACCUUCAUUUUGUAAAUAUGCCCACAUUCUUUUAUGAUUCCACUGAUUUUCAAUUCCAUCUUAGAUUUGAUGCCCGCCUUCCCCAACUGAAAUAGAAGCUCUUUUGUUAACUUUUUUCUUUUAAUUUUGCAUUUAUUUAAUUAUGGAAUUAAUGACCUGUGCACAAAUGUGUGAAUGUGUAGUUUUGUGGUUUCUGUGUGUACCAAUGACGAGGUACUUUCAAAGCCUUACAAAAUUAAAGCUGCUGACGUUGAGAUCCAUUUUGGGAUGUAAACUAUGAAAACUAUUGUUUUCUUUCCCUUGGAGGAUUUUGCACACAUUCCUGAAGCAUGUUUGUUUUCUCCCUGAGUGAUUUUCAUCAUAGACACACGCACACUUGUUACUGUUGAUGCACAUUAAAUAUAAGCAACAUUUUGACUAAUGUAUGCGCUGACGUCACAGAGAGAAAUGCAGCAUUGCAUGGGAGGGGGCAUGGGGCACUUAACUAUACAUGACUGUUGACAGGAGUCUCAAUUUUUUUGUUUUUUAGAUAAAGGGCUUGAUUUCACCUGACUGGAAUAUUCCGUUACCUGAAACCGUUUUGUCUACUUGAAUAUAAUGCUAAUAAAAUGUUUGGUGCAACAA
Messenger RNA from Syngnathus typhle (broad-nosed pipefish), 1923 nucleotides. RefSeq names its product cyclin C (gene ccnc). NCBI's taxonomy places the organism in Eukaryota, Metazoa, Chordata, Actinopteri, Syngnathiformes, Syngnathidae. The record is from RefSeq and is a predicted model, not a curated record. Gene Ontology annotation, cellular component: nucleus; mediator complex. Bases 130 to 981 code for a protein of 283 amino acids. The transcript has 12 exons. Gene Ontology annotation, molecular function: cyclin-dependent protein serine/threonine kinase regulator activity. Gene Ontology annotation, biological process: positive regulation of transcription by RNA polymerase II.